AUGCAAAGUUGUCUAGGUCCGGUUAUAAGCAAGCUCUUGCCAACGAAACGUAAGAGUAGAUCAAAGGUGAGGGGGAAGAGAUCUGCAGUAACAAUUAUGGUAAAAAUUGUCGUAUUAGGAGCCUGUGGUGUGGGGAAAACGAAUAUUAUUCGUCGAUAUGUUCACAACGAGUUUCUUGCAGACCACCAGCCGACUACAGAGGACGUCUAUGAGAAAUACUUUAGCUUUAAGCGAAAGAAUGAAUCUAUAUUAUUUAACAUUUACGACACGGCUGGAUCAGAUCAAUUUCCAGCCAUGAAAAGACUGGCUAUUAGCAACGGACAGGCGUUUGUGGUUUUAUACGCAAUUGACAAUAGGGCUUCGUUUGAAGAGGCGAAGAAAAUUUGUGCUGAAGUAUUUGAACUGAAGUCUGGAGAGGUAAAAUCAAUAAUGAUGGUCGGAAAUAAAUGUGACCUACCAAGUUCACAACAGACAGUAAGCACAGAAGAAGCAUCUUUAACGGCAAAACAGUUAAAAUGUAAAUUUACAGAAAGUUCUGCGAAACUUGGUAUAAAUGUUGAGAAAAUAUUUCGUGAGUCGCUGGCCGAAUUUUGA
This is a messenger RNA of Paramuricea clavata, 594 nucleotides long. The record is from the annotation of a GenBank genome assembly. Lineage: Eukaryota; Metazoa; Cnidaria; Anthozoa; Malacalcyonacea; Plexauridae.